Messenger RNA from Nematolebias whitei (Rio pearlfish), 3589 nucleotides. It is a transcript of the gene epn1a, whose product is annotated as epsin 1a. The record is from RefSeq and is a predicted model, not a curated record. The coding region runs from base 369 to 2315 and encodes 648 amino acids. Lineage: Eukaryota; Metazoa; Chordata; Actinopteri; Cyprinodontiformes; Rivulidae. Gene Ontology annotation, biological process: endocytosis. Gene Ontology annotation, molecular function: phospholipid binding; clathrin binding. Gene Ontology annotation, cellular component: endosome; plasma membrane; clathrin vesicle coat. The transcript is spliced from 14 exons.
AGGUGAUGAAAGCUGAAGCACAGUCACCGCUGAGUGAGAUCCAGGGAAGUGUCAGGACCGAGCCAUGACAUACCAGAUUGCAGAGCUCGCGGCGCCAUCUGUUUGGUGUGAAAACGCAGUUUUGGACAGUGAAAGGAUACAUCUGGUCAGCAACAGUUGUCCAACCUGCUGUUUUCCAUCCACCUGCAUCUGUGCUUUUCAGACCCAAUGUUGCCACGGGAAGAACGAGACAAACUGACACGCAGGAGUCCAUGACUGAGUGAAGGACGAGAGAAAGAGAGACGGAGCACUGGGGGGACAAGAAUCUUAUUCUGAAUCAUUCUUGAGUAAUAGAUAUUUCAACAGAACUCCGUGGCCAGACAGUUGCCAUGUCGACCUCAUCGCUACGGCGACAAGUAAAGAACAUCGUCCACAACUAUUCAGAAGCGGAAAUCAAGGUUAGAGAGGCAACGUCCAACGACCCAUGGGGUCCCAGCAGUUCUCUUAUGUCAGAGAUUGCAGAUCUGACCUACAACGUUGUGGCCUUCUCAGAAAUCAUGAGCAUGGUGUGGAAGCGACUCAAUGACCAUGGAAAGAACUGGAGACAUGUGUACAAGGCUAUGACUCUUAUGGAGUACCUGAUUAAGACGGGAUCAGAACGUGUUGCACAACAGUGUCGAGAGAACAUCUACGCAGUCCAAACCCUCAAGGAUUUCCAGUACAUAGACAGAGAUGGCAAAGAUCAGGGUUUGAAUGUUCGAGAGAAAGCUAAACAGCUGGUGACGUUGUUGAAAGAUGAAGAAAAGCUAAGAGAGGAGAGGAUCCAUGCUCUCAAAACCAAAGAGAAAAUGGCACAGACCACCAGUGCCUCCUCAGCCCCAUCGGCGCCCAGCAUGGGGGGCAGCCUAUCACUGGGCUCACAUUCUUUAGGGGCGGACCCUGAUCAGGCGUGGCCACAGAGCUCCGGAGAGGAAGACCUGCAGCUUCAGCUGGCUUUGGCCAUGAGUAAAGAAGAGGCAGAGCAGAAUAGCGCGGACCCUCUGGAGGAUGCAGAGCUUCGCUAUGCAAUCACACUCAGCCAAGAGCUGCACCAAAAGGAGGAGCGGCUGCGCAGAGGUGACGAUCUGAGACUGCAGAUGGCCAUCGAGGAGAGCAAGAGGGAGAAACCCAAAGCAGAGGAGAGCGCUCUGAUGGAGCUGAGUGCUGCGGACCCCUGGGGGGCCCCUGCCACCGUUACUGUGAGCUCCGCCGGCCCCUCACCUCCACUCACAGUUCCUGGCCCCGCGUCCUCCGAGCCGUGGGGUGCAGCGCCCACAGACCCAUGGGGGGUAGCGUCGCCCACAUCCCCGACAAGCUCCGAUCCCUGGGGAGGCGGAGCCCCGCCCACUAUAGCCCCUCCUCCCGACCCCUGGGGAGAGACUUCAAACAAAGUCAACAACGUGGACCCCUGGGGAGACUCAGCUGUGACCCCCCCCAGUGCUGACCCCUGGGGCUCCCCAGUGCCACCCAGCACGUCCUCCUCGGGGGGACCGGUAGAUCCUUGGGCAGGGGAGGGGUCCAUCCCUGCCUCUGACCCUGUCUCCUCCGACAUCUGGAGUGGCACCGCCAAACAUACUAACGGCACAGGAGAUCCAGAGAGGCGAGGGUCUUCAGCAGCAAGGGUUGACAGCAUGGGCUCACCGGUGCCCUUUGACCUGUCGUCUCUCGGUUCUUCGCUUCCCAUUCGGAAAACUCCCGAGUCCUUCCUCGGCCCCAACGCAGCACUCGUUGACCUCGAUUCCCUGGUGUCGUCGAAACCCAAACCCAAGCAGCAGCCGCCUCCUUCCAUCUCUUCCUCUUCAACAAACAACCCCUUCCUUCAGAACACAGGCUCGUCUCCUGCUCCUGGCAUGGCCGUGACUCCAGGCAGUACAAUUUCCAGCAGGGGGGUUUCUCCGACACCUGCGUCCUCCAACCCUUUCGGCGUGGCCCCUGCCAUGAGCUCCAUCUCACCUCAGCCAUCAUCUUUAGGCCUGAGUGGCCUGCGCUCCAGUCCUGUGCCUCCUAACCCCAUGCUGGGCAUGGUUCAACCAGGAAUGGGCAUGGGGCCGAUGAGCGUGGGAAUGGGGGCUCCUGGAAUGGGCCUGGGCAUGACGCAGGCCAGCCCCAUGGGAAUGCCCUUCAGCAGGCUCUCCCCAAUGGGACCCCCAGGCUCCACUUUUAUGGGACCAGGAGGCAUGCCGCCCCCUCAGCAGAUUUUGAGUGGGCCCACAGGAGCAGGAGGAAUGAUGGGGGCGGGAGGAUCAAUGGGAGGCGGAGGAACGGCGGGCGCGAGCACCAAUCCGUUUCUUCUUUGAGGAAACGUCGCCUGUUCUGCUCACCUUUCUGCCUCCUCUGUUGUACCUGCUCACCCCGUCGUCCCAUCGCAAGCUGUGCCCAUGAAAAAUGUCUGCAUCUUUAUAUUUAAAGAAAAAAAACAUUUUCCUUCAAAAGCAUUAUUUCAUUUCAAAAUACGUUUCCACUUUUACUUCCUGUCAUUUCAGUUUUAGAUCAUUUUGGGCGUUGAAUAUUUAUUUAGUUUCUGUCUCCUGUUCUGUGUUGUACUUCUUUUUGUUUCUGCUCCGUCCUGUCGUGAGGUAAACGUCAGUCGGUGGACUUUUCAGACGUGUCACUCUGCUUCUAAAACUGCUGCACAGAGAGCCGGUGGGAGAGGUCGCAAAGCCACUAACAAACUGAUUAGAGGAACUGUUGUACCUGCCUCCUCUUCCUCCCUCUAACAUGAAGAUGUACACUGAGUCACUAAAAUGGAAGCAUGAAGGAUCAGUUCUUUGUUUUUAAAGACUCCAGACGAAGACGCAGGCCGAAAAACCUGCAUUAACAUUUCAGGCACAAUGUGAUCAAAACAUCUCGGAUGUUUCACUUUUAAUUUAUUUUAAUGUUAAGUAUAAUUUAUUAUUUUUUUUUCCCAAUACUUUGGGAACAAAUAAGAACGUUCAUGCAGCGAUGCCAUUUAAAUCAAAAGCAUUUUUUUUUUUUCCUGACAGUUGUUGUAAAGUUUCAGAGGUUUAUUUGUGGUCCGAUGUGGGGGAGAACUGUUGAAUGUGUGUGAUUGAGAACACAAAUGCUUAUUUAUGAGCGUGCAGAUGCCCGUUUGUGUUCACGUUCCGGUCCUCAUCGGGUUUUUCUGUGUCCGAUCUCAGCAACUCUGGAAGAAAUGGCAUCCAUUACUUUUGUGAAAACUGCUGUAAUUUCACACGCAGAGUAUUAUAAGGGUUACAUGAUUUUGUGCUAAUUUGUCUUCUCUUUGUUAAUCAGAAGCGAUUUUUAUUCUUUCACAUGUUUCAGGUGUCCCAGGGCAUCAUUGUCCUCAUGUUUCAUCCCCGCCCCCUAAAGAGAAGGGGCGGGGCUACUGAUGUUUCUUUAAAAAGAGACAUUUCAAUGAAUGAAAUGAGAAAAAAAAAAAAACUGACUUGAAAACAUGCUCCAUGCUUUUAGUUUAAUGAAUUUAUUUUAUAUCAAGAAAAAAAAAAAAUCUUUUAUUGGGUAAGGUUGAAUUUUGUGUGUUAACUGUGAAAACUCACAUUUGAAAAAAAAAAAAAAUCUAAAGAAAUUUAUGGAAUAAAACAAACAC